UGCGGACCAGCGGUGUCUGCUCAAAACUAGGCCCCGGCUACCUCGAGCUCCACCACGCAAUCCGCAGAACACGCAGAGCUGCAAGCAAAUCCACAUCGAUUUAACCUUCCUCUUGAUCGAUCGCACGCACGGCUACAAUUCUCGCGUCUUCCUCUAAAAGAAGCGCAAUAUAAUUCUCAUCAUCGUCGUCGAGGCGCACCCAUGGCGGCGUCCGCGCGCACAUGCCUGGUGGUGGCAGCGCUGGCGUGCGCGCUAACACUGGCGCUGCGCUCGGCGGACGCACAGGCGGACGAGUCCCAGAAGCCCAAGUGCGCUCCGGGCGCCGCCACGACGUGCCGCGUGGGCGCGUUGCGCGACCCGGAGAACCAGGAGGAGGAGGGCCUGCUCAACGUGAAGGUGCCGAGCAGCGCGGCCGACGACGACUACAGCGAUCCCGACCAGCCCAAGGACCCCGACCAGUCCGACGGCGAUGACCUCGUCGUCCUCGGCCACUGAUACGAUCAAUCGAUUGCGACACGAUCGAUCACGUGCGCCUGGCGCGUAGCAUUACAUUUCUUGUUUAUUUGUAGCUCGUUUUUUGGUGCGUUAAGUAGAUAGUGUGCUUGGACCGCGAACGUGUGUUUUCCAAAGAUUGUAAAAGGAUUUGGGCAUUUGGUAAAGUCUGAUCCUUACUCGAUUAAUCUGCGGUACGCCAUUCCUAGUCUCAAGUUUUUGGUUUGAUUUGGCAAUAUGAUUGGUCAAAGAUACAUGAAUAGUCUCAACAAAGUAAAUUAUGCAAUGUAUAUGUUUUCUCUCUCAAACUCUAAAGUAGGAUGCAGCGUCAG
Triticum aestivum (bread wheat) is the source of this 824-nucleotide messenger RNA. RefSeq lists its product as uncharacterized. The transcript has a single exon. Lineage: Eukaryota; Viridiplantae; Streptophyta; Magnoliopsida; Poales; Poaceae. The record is from RefSeq and is a predicted model, not a curated record. The coding region runs from base 202 to 495 and encodes 97 amino acids.